Callithrix jacchus (white-tufted-ear marmoset) is the source of this 2152-nucleotide messenger RNA. It is a transcript of the gene BCL2L14, whose product is annotated as BCL2 like 14. Gene Ontology annotation, biological process: regulation of extrinsic apoptotic signaling pathway. The record is from RefSeq and is a predicted model, not a curated record. NCBI's taxonomy places the organism in Eukaryota, Metazoa, Chordata, Mammalia, Primates, Cebidae.
UUGCAGGAGGACACAGCCUGGUCUUUAGCUGUUUGCCAAAUGCAGCAGCCUAAUUCAGGGAGCUCUUUACUGGGUUUAUUACAAAGUUCUUAUCAUGUAAGUCUCAGGUCACAAAAUGACAUUGAGAAUCUAAUUUAUCGGAGUUCCAGGAAAGAGAAAGAAAAGUUAUUUAGGUUUCUCUUUCAUUUCUUUUUUGCUACAGAGGGUUCAGUUAAGAACACAUUACUAGUUGAGGCGUGUAAUGUUACGCAGUCCUCUCUGCUUCUGUAUCUGGCGAGGUAUGCAAUGACAUGAGAGGCUUUCCGUGGCCAGGGACACCACUGCCCAAGCUGGACACUACAGGGAUGCAGGGACUGGAGCCAGCAUGGGAAUUCCUGGUUUGAGAUCAGAGUCCUGAGCACCUCAUGGGAAUUUGGGCACUCAUCUGCAGGAGGUCUAGGCCCCCAGAGACCUCCCCGAGUCUAAGGCACAGGCCCAACAUGUGUAGCACCAGUGCGUGUGACCUGGAAGAGAUCCCCCUAGAAGAUGAUGACCUAAACACCAUAGAAUUCGAAAUCCUCGCCUACUACGCCAGACACCAUGUCUUCAAGAGCACCCCUGCUCUCUCCUCGCCAAAGCUGCUGCGAACAAGAAGUUUGUCCCAGAGGACCCUGGGGAGUUGGUCAGCAAAUGAGUCAGGGACACAGGUGUCAUGGCCUUGCAGAAAUUCCCAAUCCAGUGAGAAGCCCAUAAACCUUGCCAAGAAGAAGUCUUCUUGGAAAGCACUCUUUGGAGUAGCCGAGAAGGCAGAUUUGCAGAUCCCACCUGCCAAAGUCUCUGCUCAAGGUCGAACAACAUUGGAAAGCCAAGGUUCGCACAGCCAGCAAUGGUCCAGGUCUGCUUAUCAUGAGGGACUGUGCUUGGAGCAUGAAGCUGUGGACCCCAAAGUCAUUUCCAUUGCCAACCGAGUAGCUGAAAUUGUUUAUUCGUGGCCACCUCCAGAAGUGACCCAGGCAAGAGGCUUCAAGUCCAAAGACACUUUUGUGGUUGGUCUCAUCGCUGAGCGUCAAGGCCUUUCAAGUUCUAAGAAAGCUGAACAAGAACAAAUAAUAGCCAGAAUUGUUGAGCUACUGAAAUAUUCCGGAGAUGAGAUGGAAAUAAAGCUUAAGAAAGACAAGGCUUUGAUGGGCCUCUUCCAGGAUGGGCUGCCCUACUCUGUUUUUAAGACCAUCACAGACCGGGUCCUAAUGGGUGUGGACACCAGGGGAGAAUCAGAGGUCAAAGCUCAUAGCUUUAAGGCUGCCCUUGCAAUAGACGCCAUGGCCAAGCUCACAGCUAUUGACAACCAUCCGAUGAACAGGGUGCUGGGCUUUGGCAGUAAGUACCUGAAAGAGAACUUCUCUCCAUGGAUCCAGCAGCACGGGGGAUGGGAAAAAAUACUUGGAAUAUCACAUGAAGAAGUAGACUGAAAUAUCAGAUUUGUCAUCAGGAAUACUCAUCAUCCUACUGUGGUCCUGUGCACAUCGGCCUCAGAUGGACUAGAGGAGAAGAUUACAAUAUACAAGGCAGAUGGAGCAUUGACGUUUUCAAGACCAUUAUUCCUGUGACCGGAGAGGCCUCAAGAGAACCCUUGUUCAUCUCCAGCUCAUAGAAUGUAGCAGCAUGGUCCGUGACAUUGAUGUUUCUCAGGCCCUACGUUUAGUGACUGAGGAAAUCUAUAAAGACAAGUGGUAAUGUUGUUUUAAAUGUUCAGAACAGACACCGUCAUCCUGCCUUGUUAGCUGCUGCAGGGAAAGUGGGUUACAGACGUCUGCUGACCUCACAAGAGUGAAAUGAUAAACUGCAUGCGCUUAUGGCUCAGUUUCUAGUCUAUUUUUCAGCUGUACUUGGGGUGGCCUCAUACCUCGGAAGACGUUGCUACUCAUGUUAGUGAACACAGCUUAAAGACACUCUCAUGCUCACUGUUACAUCCAUUUGUUUGGAGAGAUAAAUGCUGUCUAUGCCUUUCUGAAAAACUUCCAUUUGGUACAAAAUUGUCACUCCAAUUCCCCUCACCCCUUUUCUCAGGGACCACACCUCUUCUUCCCAAGGUCCCUGGGAGUUCAUCAUUCUUUGCGGUAGUGCGAUGAUUGGUAGCAGGUGAAAUAAAUACAUAGAAAGACUACGGUCAAAA